AUGGGUUCUUGUGAAAAAGAUCAAUUCGUCAUGAAAUUUGAUGGGCCAAUCAUAGUGGGUGCUGGGCCUUCUGGUAUAGCUGUGGCAGCUUGCCUUCAAGAAAAUGGUGUCGCUUCUCUUGUUCUUGAGAGAAGUGAUUGCAUUGCAUCUUUAUGGCAACACAAAACGUAUGAUCGUUUAAAGCUUCAUCUCCCCAAACAAUUCUGUGAGCUUCCAUUGUUUGGGUACCCAAAGAAUUUCCCAAAAUAUCCCACAAAAAACCAGUUUGUUUCUUACAUGGAGGCUUAUGCAGAGCACUUUGAAAUCAAGCCAAGAUUCAACCAGGCGGUGGCUAGUGCUGAGUUUGACUUUGAAAGUGGGGUUUGGAGGGUGAAUACACAAGAUUCCGUUUAUGAAUCACGGUGGUUGGUGGUGGCUACCGGCGAGAAUGCGGAGGCAGUUGUGCCGGAGAUUCAGGGGAUUGAGAAGUUUGAGGGGGUUGUUAGGCAUACAAGUGAGUACAAAAGCGGAUGCGAGUUUAGAGAGCAAAGAGUUUUGGUUGUUGGAUGUGGGAAUUCUGGCAUGGAGGUCAGUUUGGACCUCUGCCGUUACAAUGCAAGUCCUUUUAUGGUUGUUAGAAACUCUGUUCAUGUUCUGCCUAGAGAGAUGUUUGGAUUCACAACAUUUGGAAUAGCUAUGGCACUUCUCAAAUGGCUACCUCUUAGGGUGGUGGACAAAUUAAUCUUGUUUAUGGCCAAUUUAACUCUAGGAAGCACCGACAAAUUAGGCCUCCGGCGGCCAAAAACGGGCCCCCUUGAGCUCAAAAACGCCACCGGAAAGACCCCGGUUCUUGACACCGGAGCCUUAUCUCUAAUAAAAUCCGGUAACAUCAAGGUGGUGGAACAAGGAGUGAGGGAAAUCACCAAAAGUGGAGCCAAAUUCAUGGAUGGUCAAGAGAUUGCAUUUGAUUCUAUAGUAUUGGCAACAGGGUAUAAGAGCAAUGUGCCAUUUUGGCUCAAGGGAAGUGAUUUCUUUACGGAGGAUGGAAUGCCGAAAACUCCCUUUCCAAAUGGUUGGAAAGGGGGAAACGGGUUAUAUACGGUUGGGUUCACUCGAAGAGGUCUUCUAGGGACGACAUGUGACGCACUAAACAUCGCAAAGGACGUUACUGAUCAAUGGCGGUCCAUGAUGUGCAAUUCUAAGCACGAGUUUAGGUCAAAGUAG
Cynara cardunculus var. scolymus (artichoke) is the source of this 1203-nucleotide messenger RNA. Its product is annotated as probable indole-3-pyruvate monooxygenase YUCCA4. The coding region runs from base 1 to 1203 and encodes 400 amino acids. The record is from RefSeq and is a predicted model, not a curated record. Gene Ontology annotation, biological process: auxin biosynthetic process. Lineage: Eukaryota; Viridiplantae; Streptophyta; Magnoliopsida; Asterales; Asteraceae. The transcript has 4 exons. Gene Ontology annotation, molecular function: monooxygenase activity; flavin adenine dinucleotide binding.